AUGGCGGCCAACUUGUCCAGCAACGAAACCGCCGCCCGCGGCUUGAACGCGGCUUAUUUCACCUGGAGCAUGCUGGCCGAUUUCAACCCGGCGCAGAUUACUACAACGACCAUCUGCAUGUUGACCAUCCUCCUCAACGGCUUCCUCCUGGUCAUCUUCAUCCUGGAGCGCCCCCUACGGACCUCCUUCGCCGUCUACUUAAUCGUCCUGGCUGCCGGCAACAUCGUCAACGCCUGGUUCCAGAACCCACUGACCCUGGCCAUCAAGGACCGUUUCGCCGCGCCGCAGCUGACCGUCUUCUGCGCCGUCAACUUCUUCCUGCGCCAGACGGCCGUGGCCUUCGUCCCGCUGGUCCACCUCUUCAUCGGCCUCAACCGCUUGUGGGCGCUGCUGCAGCCGCACUCCUACCGGCUGCGCCACACCUGCCGCCUGGCGGUGGCGGUGUGCGGGGCGACCGGGGCGUGCAUCGUCCUGUACCUGGCCCCGCCCAUCAUCCUCGACGCCUUCCACACCCACAAACCCUUCCACACGUUCUUCUGCGUGCUGAAUCUGGCGUACCCGGGUUAUGUGGACUGGACGUUGGCUUUCAACGUCAUCUUCCUCGUCGUGCCGGAAGUCCUCAUCGUCCUGUUGUGCCCGCUGCUGCUGGUCCACCGCACCGGCUUCCGCCACCGGGUGCAGGCGUCCAAAGCCCCGCCCACCGACUCCGCUAGCAAAUCCGCCGGCACCGGCGAUCCGGACGCGGAGAAGCGGGUGAAGCGGAAGAACAGUCUGCGGGUGCUGAUUUUAUUGACGGUGAGCGUGAUCAUCUGCUGGACGCCGCUGAACGUCUACUACUUCUUUCCCAGUCUGGUGGACAACCCGGUCUUCUAUCGCACCGGGAAUAUGCUGAAGAUUCUGCACUCGAUGUUGGAUCCGCUGCUGUUUAUCGCCUCGCUGGACGAUCUACGCCGGGCGUGUGUCGACCGGCUGCGAUGCCGGGCGUGA
Messenger RNA from Paramacrobiotus metropolitanus, 987 nucleotides. RefSeq names its product probable G-protein coupled receptor 63. Bases 1 to 987 code for a protein of 328 amino acids. The record is from RefSeq and is a predicted model, not a curated record. Gene Ontology annotation, molecular function: G protein-coupled receptor activity. The transcript has a single exon. NCBI's taxonomy places the organism in Eukaryota, Metazoa, Tardigrada, Eutardigrada, Parachela, Macrobiotidae. Gene Ontology annotation, cellular component: membrane. Gene Ontology annotation, biological process: G protein-coupled receptor signaling pathway.